Molecule: messenger RNA, 3474 nt
Organism: Scatophagus argus
Lineage: Eukaryota; Metazoa; Chordata; Actinopteri; Scatophagidae
Gene: cpm
Product: carboxypeptidase M
Exons: 10
Coding region: 241-1626 (461 amino acids)
Biological process (GO): proteolysis
Cellular component (GO): cell surface
Molecular function (GO): metallocarboxypeptidase activity; zinc ion binding
Source: RefSeq, a predicted model, not a curated record
GAAUGAGGUUAAACGAGACGAGCCUGAAUGAAUCCCCACUCUGUUUCAUUCAUAAACCUGUUGAAAAAGUGCGAGCUAAGCUCCGCCCCUCCGGACGGGAGACCCGCUGAUGAAUAAGUAACAUUCAUCCCAUGAAGCGACAGACAGACUCGUCUGUGAAGUGUCUCACCUCGACAGCAGCGGGAGACUCGUGGCUGCGCCGCCGCAGUCAGACAGCGGACAGCGGCAACACCUGCAGUGAUGUCAUCCCUCCUCCUCGCCCUCUUCCCCUUCCUCGUCCUCGCCCCCGCCUCGGCGUUGGAGUUCCGUUACCAUAGCAACCGUGAGAUCGAGCAGUACCUCCUCCAGGUCAACGCCUCCAACCCUGACAUCACACACCUGUACAGCAUCGGCCAGUCAGUCAGAGGUCAGCAGCUGUGGGUGUUGGCUCUGGGUCGCAGUCCUCGCCGUCACACCGUCGGCAUCCCGGAGUUCAAAUAUGUGGCUAAUAUGCAUGGAAACGAGGUUCUCGGGCGGGUGCUGAUGCUCCAGCUAAUCGAUGACCUGGUGCGCGGUUACCGUGGAAACGAAACAUGGUCGCUGCGGUUACUGAACAGCACCCGAAUCCACAUCCUGCCGACGAUGAACCCCGACGGCUUUGAAGCAUCAAACACAGACUGCCAGUACAGCACGGGCAGGUUCAACUAUAAUGGCGUUGAUCUGAACAGGAACUUCCCCGACGCUUUCGCUGGUCUCCAAAGGCAACAGCAGCUCAGCGAGGAGAAGCGGGAGCCAGAGGUCAGGGCUGUGAUGGGCUGGUUGAGGACUGAGAGUUUCGUUCUCUCUGCCAACCUCCAUGGAGGAGCUCUGGUGGCCAGUUAUCCUUACGACAACAGCAACGGAGGCAGCGAGCAGGUGGGCGGGGCCAGCAUCACCCCCGAUGACGACGUGUUCGUUCACCUGGCCAAGGUGUACUCCCACAGCCACGCCUCCAUGCACCAGGGUGGCCGCUGUGACGACAGCAGGCCGUUCCUGGAGGGCAUCAUCAACGGGUACCAGUGGUAUCCUCUGUCAGGUGGGAUGCAGGACUAUAACUAUGUGUGGGCUCAGUGUUUUGAGUUGACUCUGGAGAUUUCCUGCUGCAAGUUUCCUCCAGCUAACCAACUUCCUGCUAUGUGGAUGGACAACAGGAAGGCUCUGCUAGCCUUCAUCCAGCAGGUCCACCUGGGGGUGAAAGGUCGUGUGUUCGAUGGCUCUGGCGUGCCGGUACAGAACGCGGUGGUGGAGGUCAAAGGUCGCAGGAACAUGUGUCCAUUCAGAACUGACCGACAUGGAGAAUACUACAGACUGCUGCUGCCUGGAAACUACAGCUUCACAGUGACCUACCCUGGUCACGAGGUUUUGACGGAGACGCUUACCAUCCCAUACGGUCCUGAUCACUACUCCGCCAUGAAACACGACUUCCUGUUACGACACAUCACCACGACGACCGGCCACACCUCCACUAACAUCACCCAGGCCAACCCCACCCCUCCCUGUAACCACACGUCGCACCUGGAGGCGGGCGGAGUCGUCACCACGCCAACGUGGACAGCGAUAGGUGCGGGGCUCGGCCUGGUGGCGGCGCUACGAUUGUUGAUUGACUGAAACGGCCCCUGCUUGGUGUCAUCGCCGCGGGCUUGAAGCAUCAGCCUGUAAGAAAUCAAAGAAAGGACAAAAACAUGCGAUCCACCGGAGGUUUCUGAAGCCUGGCGUUCGGGUUUACGUCUUGUCACCAGCUUUGCCUCCGCAGAACAAGUCUAAUUUGAGGUCAAAGGGGUGAGCUAAAGUGGAAUGUAAAUCUCUGGUUACUGCAGAAAGUUCAUAUGCAUGUCCUCGGAAACAGGAGGACAAACAGGUGCAGGAAGCUUAGGGACGCAGUGACCGAGCUUCCUGCAGGGCUAACAGUCCUUUUGACAGCGCUGUGGUUUACUGGAGCACUUGAACAGAAUGAAGCCAGUGUAAAGUUAAAUAACGCCAACUAUGAAGUCAAAGCAUCUGCUGUGUAAAAGGCCUUUGGUGAAUCAGUGUGUGGCUGGCUAAGUGGCUUGCUAACUAGCCAUCUUGUGUAUCACUAUGUGUUUAACAUUUGCUCUGUGUGACAAUCAAGCAUCCUUCAGGGAAAUUCACUGUUUUUUAAUCCAAAAUCCAAAAGCCACCAUCUGCCAGUCAAAAUGGAGUCAGUUUGCUGUUCACGGAGCAGCAAAAACCCCAUCAGUAAUGACCUGCUGCUGUGCUGGAGAAGACAUGUUAGAUACAAGCUAAUUUUACAACACAGUGACGUCUGUUGUAUUUAAAUUUGUGUUCAUAAAGGAUCUCAGGAGUAAAAAGCUCUUGUGCCUGAGGACUUUGUCUUCCUGCUGAGAUGUUGCAGCAUGUGAAGGAGCGCUGGCAGCGAUCAGGUUCAUGACGUGUGGUGGAGCUGCACCAUGUAAUUUUAGAAGCGAGGAGGAGCACUUUAAAAGUAGCACUUGCAGGGACAGGAUGCUGUCUUUGGAAAGGGUCGUAAUUAAGAACGUGACGGCAGCAUCGACGUGAGCUGUGAAGCUAAGUGAUCCCAAUGACGCCACACAUUAAUCAUCAAUCUGAACUCUCUGAGGUGCGUUUGAUUUACGACAUGUUAAUGCAGAAAGGAUUCUGCUUAUUUUAGUCCCCGACCGGGGAGCUGCUGGACUCAAUUCAAAAUGUAAACAAAUACAGGUUAAAUAUAAUGUAGCUCAAUCUGUAGGACGCGCCUAACUGACUCCAGGGUUGUACUACCUGUUUACGUCACUAUUCCAGUUCCAAACUUUAGAGCAUGAUUAAUCGCUAAAUAAGACAAACAAUAACAGGAGCUACAACAUCCAAAUUUAAACUUGUUUCAUAUAACAUACUCGGAAAGUCUAGUGUCAUUCAGUACCCGUAGGUUACACGGUUCAUAUACUUCUACACAGUAUACACACACACACACACUCACACAGGUGUACUGAGUUCAGAGCAGCUCCAAUAACAACACAAACCUGUUGUGUGAGGCUUCUUUUAGCACAAGGUCAGAGGUCAGCAAACAUCCUCACUCCUCCUGAAACCCAUCGGCCUUCUGCACACACCCCCCCCCCCCCCAGACUUUUGCCAAAUAUUGUGUUUUUCUACUUUUGUACUGUUGAAUAUUAAAUGUUGCUUUGACAAAAUAAUCCUUUGUGCCUUGUUGUGGCUGUGGUGACUGCAGGCUUCAGUCACACCCAAAACACCAGAUGUUUCAUAAGUUGUUGUUGCACCUCUUCUGGUUCGCACUGCAAAGCAACACGCUGAAUCCCAGCUGACCUGAAGUGUCAGUUAGUCCGCUUGUCGAAGGAAAAUCUCACAUUUAAUGUACAAACAAAAAGGAAUUGAAGGAGUUAAUUGUGUCUUGCUUUCAUUUUUCAUUUAUUAAGUAACAAACUGCUGUCAAAAAGCAGCAAUGGAUCAACUAAAUUUUUU